UUGAAUUCCUCAGAAAUGAAGUGUGAAUGCGGGAGAAUAAGUUAUACCCUCAUGGAGUAAUUAAUUAUGUCCAAUGAAGACAAUCCAAAGUGGACAUCUUCUCGUAUAAAUACGAUUUCCGUCUCCACUUGGCGAUGUUUCAUCCUUUCAUUCUGAAGACGCCGAAUAUGUUAGGAUUGAUAGCAGUUUAUUUGUUGCUGGGUUCGACGAAUGGUAUGCAAAACAAUUUGGAGAGAGUUGGUAAUGGUAAAAAUUUGACUUGGACUUAUCAUGUUGAUGAGAAUCAUGAAAAGUUGGUCGCAUUUCAAAGGAAAGGAGAAGAUAAUACAAUUGUGGAUUGUUAUAUUUCCGGGGACAGAAUACAGAUAAAUGGGCUUUUGGAAAAAACACCUAAAACAGUUCUGUACACAGUGAAGAAGGAUAGUAUGGAGACCUUAAUUAGCAUUUGUAGCUAUGGUAAAUGGAAAGGAGUGUUCACAGGGGAAAACGGAGAAGAUGUUAGGAAAGAAUUUGGAAUAUUCAGUGAUUUCUUUAUAUAUCCAGGUACAAAAUGGUGUGGUGCUGGUAACAUAUCAGAGGAAUAUGAUGAUUUAGGUCCUGAAGUAGAUACUGAUAUGUGUUGUCGAACUCAUGACCAUUGCAAUGACAGCAUAUCCGCAUUUGGUUCCAAAUAUAACUUGGAGAACGAUACACCGGUGACCAAAUCUCACUGUGAUUGUGACGAUUUGUUCCAUGCAUGCCUGCAAGGGGCAAAUACCAAGACAUCCCAUCGAGUUGGCAGGCUUUAUUUUAACUUUCUCCAAAUGGACUGUUUUCGACAAGAUUAUCCAAUUAAGCGAUGCAAAAAAUACAGAGGGUGGGUUCGCCGAAGGUGUGAAGAAUAUGAGUUUGAUUUAGAAAGAGAACUCAUUCACCAGUUUUUUGAUGCCCGACAUUACGAACGCCCCUCAACUGAUGAGGAUGAUGAUGAUGAAGAUGAAGAAUAUAAAGAUGUAUUUUCGUAUAUGUUGCAUUUGGAACACGAAUAUGAAAUGGAUAGACUUGUAGAGAAUUAUUGAAAUGUACAAAAUAUGGAAAUAUCAUCUUUUCACCUCACUCAAAUACUGCAGUUCCUUAAUUUACAUGAUACA
Parasteatoda tepidariorum (common house spider) is the source of this 1130-nucleotide messenger RNA. RefSeq lists its product as uncharacterized. The record is from RefSeq and is a predicted model, not a curated record. NCBI's taxonomy places the organism in Eukaryota, Metazoa, Arthropoda, Arachnida, Araneae, Theridiidae. Gene Ontology annotation, molecular function: A2-type glycerophospholipase activity. Gene Ontology annotation, biological process: phospholipid metabolic process; arachidonate secretion.